Messenger RNA from Metschnikowia bicuspidata var. bicuspidata NRRL YB-4993, 600 nucleotides. RefSeq lists its product as uncharacterized. The transcript has a single exon. The record is from RefSeq and is a predicted model, not a curated record. Lineage: Eukaryota; Fungi; Ascomycota; Pichiomycetes; Serinales; Metschnikowiaceae. Bases 1 to 600 code for a protein of 199 amino acids.
AUGCAGAGAGAAUCGGACGGAGGUUCAGGCUCCGGAACCGGCGCCGAUUCCAGCGCCGAUUCCAGCGCCGGUUCCGGCUCCGACUCGGACGCCAGCUCUUCGGGCUCGGACUCGGCAUUGCGGCUCCAGAGGCCCGUUUUCGUCAAAAAGAAACUACCGCCCAAGGCCGCCGGUUCUCGUGGUCCGGCACGUGCCGCGUUGGCCAAGGCCGAGCAUCUCCAGCAGGUGGAUUCAAAGACGCUAGAGAAAGUGCCGUUCGACGGCAUAGACGAUCGUGACGACAUGCGGCCCGAGGAUGAAUACACCCAGUGGAAGCUCCGAGAGGCGGCACGCAAGAAACGCGAUGCCCUUUUGCUUGAGGAAACAGAGCUAUCCAAAGAGGAUGCGGUCCGGCGGAAACGGGGCCUUGUGAGGACGGGGCCUUUGCCGGAUUUGGACGAAAACGGCGGGGGGACGUCCUUCUCCAAAGGCCCUAGUAUCGGUUCCAAGCUUGGUGCGUUUUAUACCGAGCAGUUGGAUGAAAAGUUGCUCAAGCGCGACUACAAAGACAUCGAGGGAAGAGAAGACCACAGUCGCCCGACCAAGUACAAGAGGGCUUGA